CCACCCGCAUAUGACCCCACGUUGUACAGUCAUCUCCCGCUGCACCAGCAACCGCUACCGUCGGAUCCGGAAUAGGCAUGGGUGGACGAUCUGCCCCACACUCUUCCUCGGGGAGCGGAUCUACGCAGGACUGGAUGGGGAGGCACUACCAGCAAAGGGAAGUAGGGACUAGUGGUCAGUCGUACUCGACAAUGUUGGAGGGGGGUCUCGACGGUGGCCAUACGGAGAUUGUGGACUUGGAUUUUGGCUUGCCAAGUGGGACGCCUGGAGUGGGUGCUAACACUUGUGCAUCGAACCACGUGGGCGCCACGACUGUCGGGCAAACGUCGGUGAGUCGAGUGGGAGUGGUGGGGGUAGGUGGAAGAUCCUCCGGUGUGGGUGGCACGACAGAUGGGUGUCGUCCAGCGCCCUCCAUUUGUGGAGGCGGCAGAACAGCUGGCGAUCCGCCGAGCGUAGUGUUACCCACCCACUCCGCGACGCCUUUGCCUGCACUGCGACAGAGGGCGGUCGCACUGGCGGCGAACACCAGGCUCACCAGCACUUCUCCACCGGAAGAAAUGGGGAGGCAGGCGUGGGCGUCCUGUCGCCAGCAGAUGCGCCGAGCGAUCGCUGAUAACAUAACAAACGGGGUGUCGCGGAUGAGUGUGGGGCGCGAUACCAAUGCGGAUGACACUCGGAGGGCGAGUGGUGAAGAAUCUCUGAAUCAGAUUCUCAUUGCGAGGAGGAACCAGAAGAUGCGGAAGACUUGGAGAUUCGACCCGUUGGUGUGCGUGGUAGACGGAGGGGUGGAUGCGGACAUCAAGAGAAGGCCGCAUCACGUGGCAUUCGAGGAUCGAAGGGUCCUGUGGGCGACAACAUGUCUCAAGGCAAUAAGACCAUCUACCCGAAUAAACUUGCGAACACGAGUGCCCGGGGAGGAGUGCAGAUGUCGAGGGAUACUCAACGUUGGCCAUCCUCUGCAGGCGAAUCUUGUGCCGGGGGAGAUGUGGGUGAUGGCAACGACUAAGAUGGAGGGUCGGGGCGGGAGUCCAUGUUCAGUGCAGGCAGCACGGGGGGUGCUGGCAAGAGAAAGAACAUGUGCGCUGUAGUGAUGGCGGUGACUCCGCACAUGCACUCAGGAAGGGCGCUGUUGAAGGCACAGUGUGCACAGUUUGACAGU
Messenger RNA from Chara braunii, 1159 nucleotides. Lineage: Eukaryota; Viridiplantae; Streptophyta; Charophyceae; Charales; Characeae. The record is from the annotation of a GenBank genome assembly.